Molecule: messenger RNA, 2225 nt
Organism: Nicotiana tabacum (common tobacco)
Lineage: Eukaryota; Viridiplantae; Streptophyta; Magnoliopsida; Solanales; Solanaceae
Product: transmembrane 9 superfamily member 3
Biological process (GO): protein localization to membrane
Cellular component (GO): membrane
Source: RefSeq, a predicted model, not a curated record
CACUUCCUUACCUCUUCAUCUCUAUAUCAAUUACGCAAAAAAUUCUUCUUCUUGUUCUUUUUCUUUUUAAUUAUUGGAUAUAUGAAGAAAGUGCGUGCUAUUGUGUCCAUUUGCAUGGUGACACUUUUCGUAGUUUACCGCCUCUUUAUCAGCCAAGAUGCCUCUGAUCAUCGCUAUAAAAGAGGGGAUCCUGUCCCUCUUUAUGCUAAUAAGGUUGGUCCUUUCCACAAUCCCAGCGAAUCCUACCGGUAUUAUGAUCUGCCAUUUUGUAUACCAGAUAAAGUGAAAUUGGAAGAGAAGAAGGAAGCUCUAGGUGAAGUCUUAAAUGGGGAUCGGCUCGUGAGUGGUCCUUAUGCUCUCGAUUUCUUGGUAGAGAAAGACAUGGAAAUUCUUUGUAGGAAGAAGCUAACAAAGGAAGAAGUAGCUCAGUUCCGAAGAGCAGUAGAUAAAGACUAUUACUUUGAAAUGUACUAUGAUGAGUUGCCCAUAUGGGGUCUUAUUGGACGAGUUGAGAAUAGAGAAGAAACAGACGAUCCAAAAGAUUACAAAUACUAUCUGUACAAACACAUACAUUUCGAUAUCCUUUAUAAUAAGGAUCGUGUUAUUGAGAUCACAGCAAGAACGGAUCCACAUUCUGUUUUGGACCUGACAGAAGAUAAGGAAGUCGAUGGUGAGUUUACAUACACUGCGAAAUGGAAGCAAACAGACAUUCUAUUUGAGAAUCGGAUGGAUAAAUUCUCGCAGACUUCUCUACCACAUCACUUGGAGAUCCACUGGUUUUCCAUCAUAAAUUCUUGUGUCAUAGUUCUCCUCUUAACUGGUUUCCUUGCCACGAUUCUUAUGCGAGUACUUAAGAAUGACUUUAUCAAGUAUGCACAUGAUGAAGAAGCAGUUAAUGAUCACGAGGAGACGGGAUGGAAGUACAUACAUGGUGAUGUCUUUAGGUUCCCAAAACACAAGUCAUUGUUUGCUGCAGCACUUGGUUGUGGCACUCAGCUCUUUACUCUGACAGUUUUUGUAUUCCUGCUGGCACUUGUAGGAGUGUUUUAUCCCUACAAUAGAGGAGCUCUAUUCACUGCCCUUCUGGUUAUAUAUGCACUCACUUCUGGUGUUGCCGGAUACACAGCUACCUUUUUCUAUUGCCAACUUGAAGGAACUAACUGGGUAAGGAAUUUGGUCUUGACCGGGAGUCUCUUCUGUGGGCCUUUAGCGCUAAUGUUCUGCUUCCUCAAUUCUGUUGCAGUUAGCUAUAGUUCAACUGCUGCUCUACCAUUUGGCACAAUUAUGGUAAUAGUACUUAUGUGGACAUUCAUGACAUCGCCACUGCUUGUAUUGGGUGGAAUUGCUGGCAAGAAUAGCAGAACUAGUUUCCAAGCUCCAUGCCGCACCACAAAAUAUCCAAGAGAAAUCCCAUUACUCGCUUGGUACCGUGGUACUGUCCCUCAGAUGGCAAUGGCGGGUUUCUUACCAUUUAGUGCCAUCUACAUUGAGCUCUAUUACAUAUUUGAAAGUGUAUGGGGUCAAAAAAUCUACACCAUCUACAGCAUAUUGUUUAUAGUUUUCAUUCUUCUGCUGAUAGUAACCUCUUUCAUCACUGUUGCAUUGACUUACUUCCAACUUGCUGCAGAAGAUCAUAAAUGGUGGUGGAGGUCAUUUAUCUGUGGUGGAUCAACUAGCAUCUUUAUCUAUAGCUAUUGCUUGUACUACUACUACACGAGAUCCGACAUGUCUGGAUUCAUGCAAAUCUCAUUUUUCUUUGGAUACAUGGCUUGCAUCUGCUAUGGUUUCUUCCUCAUGCUAGGGACUGUUGGUUUCCGCUCAUCCAUGCUCUUUGUUCGUCACAUUUAUCGAUCUAUCAAGUGCGAGUAAACAUUUUGUGUAGUAUUUGUUUCCUCCACUUUAGCCUCUCUACUUCUUCGGGGUAGAUGAAAAGUCUGCGUACACACUACCUCUCCAGACCCCAUUAGUGGGAUUUUACUGGAUUGUUGUUGUUGUUUACACCACUUUGGUUAUACCUUAAGCUUUUGUAAAAGAUUGGUUAAAGGAAGGAGAGGACUAUUUAGGUAGGAAAUGCCAUAAGUAUGUAGUAGGAACUAGGAAACCAAAGCUUGAUUCAGACCCUUUUUUUGUGAAUUGUCCUCUAGAUACAUUUUGUUCAGCACUGCUUUCUCCCGAGAAGAAUAGCAGGGGUUGAAGUAUCUAAUUUUUUGGUGAAUUCAAGUAUU